AUGUAUCAUAAAGAGAAGAGCAUCCAGAUUAAGAACAGCGCGUCUGCGUUGUACAACAACCUGAGCGUGCUGCGCAUCGCUCCGCGGCGGCUCACCUACUUCACGGUGGUCCACGCCAAUGUGGUCAACAUGGUCAGCGCGUCGUGGGAUGGACUCAACUACUCCCACCGCCAGUUGCAGUCCAAGGAGCCCAACGUAGCCACCAGUCCAUCACUCGUCAUGCAGGCCGCAUUUUGUGUUUUGCCCUCUCGAGACCUGCUUGUGGUGACAUCACAGAAAGGCAUCCAGAUGUAUGAAUCAGAUGGCUCCAUUAUGGUGUAUUGGCAUGCACUGGAUACUCCUGAAACACCGACAGCUCAGGCUGUGUUUGCUCGGGGGAUCGCUGCUGUCUGGGAAAAUUACAUAUGUGUGGGUCUGUCCUCUUGUGGAAUCCUGGUAUUCGAUGUUCCUAAUAAAGGUAGCAAUAUAACCCUGUCAGAGGUGUUGGAGGAACAUAAGGAGCCCAUUACUGACUUGGCUCAAGAGUGCUCUGGCAGCCAGGAGUGCAUCGCCGACCUUGUCAGUGCUGAUGAUGGCGGCACUUUGUGUGUGUGGAAGUCGGGGGAAGAGUUUCAGCUUCUCAACAAGAUUGGUGGAUUUGAUAUGAGCUGCUCAUCCGUGAAGCUGUGGAAAGGUACAGCAGUGGCAGCUUACGGAACAGGCCAGAUCCGUCUUUACGAGGCUGUGACGGGAAUUUUGCAUGCGGAGGUCAACGCCCACGCCCGCUGGAUCUACUCAUUGGAUAUUGCUCCGUUUUCUGGGCUGCUCCUGUCUGCUGCUGAAGAUUCUUUUGUCAGGGUGUGGCUACUGACAGUAACGCCAGAAAGCAACAGUGUUGAGGUUGCCCAUUUACAUAAUGAAUGUGUGACAGACACACAAAUCUGCGGAGCCAAGUUCUGCGACGGAGAUGGCUACGCCUUCGCUGUGACAGGAUAUGAUCUCAACGAGAUUAUAAAAUACACGCAGACAUAG
Messenger RNA from Nerophis lumbriciformis (worm pipefish), 1011 nucleotides. Lineage: Eukaryota; Metazoa; Chordata; Actinopteri; Syngnathiformes; Syngnathidae. The record is from RefSeq and is a predicted model, not a curated record.